Molecule: messenger RNA, 855 nt
Organism: Entamoeba invadens IP1
Lineage: Eukaryota; Evosea; Mastigamoebida; Endamoebidae
Product: scavenger mRNA-decapping enzyme DcpS, putative
Exons: 2
Coding region: 1-855 (284 amino acids)
Biological process (GO): deadenylation-dependent decapping of nuclear-transcribed mRNA
Cellular component (GO): P-body; nucleus
Molecular function (GO): RNA 7-methylguanosine cap binding; hydrolase activity
Source: RefSeq, a predicted model, not a curated record
AUGGCAGUGGAGAUUAUCAAUGAGUUUAAAGAUACAAAGAGUGUUGCCGUUUUGUCAAAGGCGAAUGAGAAAGAGACAAUUUAUUUUAUUACUAAACAACAAAUUAAUGCGAGUGAACAAGAGUCGGUGAUUAAGCAAAUUGAGGGAAACCCUAGUCAAGGGCUUUUGAUGCAAAACGAUAAGUUUCGGAAGUAUCUUAUUGAGAUGCAAUAUGACACGAUGACAACAGGAUAUAACGUGGACGUGAUAUCACCGGCAACCGAAAGAGAUAUAGACAAGAAUAAACCCCAUUAUUUUAAAAUGGUUACAGAAACGCAAGAGAUGUAUAACACUAAAACAAACCAAUUUAUAGAAAAUAUGCCACAAACAGAAUUCAAGUGGAUUUAUAACAUUUUGGAUGGCGUUUCCGAACAAGAAAACGUGUUAUUCAAAACUCACGAUUUUUUGGCUGUUUUAGACAUGAAGUGGGAUAGACAAAGAAAAGAAGAGAUCUAUGGGUUGGUUCUUGUCGAAGAUAGAAAACUCCAUUCCGUUCGUUCGCUUGAUGGAAGUCAUAUUGAAAUGUUGGAAAGGAUUCGAGACGACACUAUUGAGUGUUUGUCUGAGAAGUAUGGCGUCAAUAAAAACGAAAUUAUCACGUUUGUUCACUACUUGCCUUCUUUUUGGCACUUCCACGUCCACUUCUGCUCAAUCUAUUCUCCACUCUUUAAAAGCGCAAAUGUUAAUAUCGGUAAAGCUAUUAUGCUUGAUGACGUCAUUCAAAAUCUAAAAUUGGACAAUGACUAUUACAAGAAAGUUGAUAUCACCAUCAAAAUCGAUGUCAAACACCCACUUUACAAGAUCCUCGUCGAAUAA